AUGGUUGACCACAGCGCAUCCUCCAAAGUCAUGUUGCACGGCAGCUCCGUGCUGUCGAAACCAUACGCUGCGUUUUCAAACACAAACACACCGUCGAACGGUGUAGUGUCGUCGGAUGAAGACCAGGCUAGUGCUUCUACUGUAUCAAGUCAAGAGCCACCCAGCAGAUCUCGGCCUACAGUUUUGCUGCCAAGGAUCAAAAUGGAAAAUUCCAUGGUAUCUUCAGAGUCACCAAGAACUGCGUCAUCCAGAACCGAAGAUGCCGCAAAGAGAACCGAUAGGGACAUGAACAUGAUGACUCAUAUCCAACAUGGCUACGGUACUUCUAAUGAUAGUGCGCUUAAGCGGUUGCAUAUAACUUCUCUCACAGAGAUGUUCAGAAAUAUCGCCAGAAACUUCACCAGUUCCAUUUUCCCCUCUAAUUAUCCAUUCGGAUCUGGGUAUCAGGAUCAAUCCCCAAGCAAGAAGGAGAUUCUGACUUAUGUUCCUGACCGCCCUACCACUAUGUUCCUUAUCGCUAUCUAUAUGGAUACAAUUGAAAGGACACACCCCUUGUUGCACCCGCCAACCUUUCACGAAGAACUGAAGCUAUUUUGGGAAAACCCUGCAGAAGUAGACGAUGGUUGGUUAGGGCAGUUUCUUGUGAUGCUGGGUCUGGGUUAUCACCUGUCGAGAGGUGUAAACUUAAGGCCAAUUGAGGAGGAAAUUCUGAGCAAGUAUUUUCGAGGAGCCGGGACCUGCCUUAGAAGCACAAAUUUUCUCUUCUCCCCUACGCUCACUUCAUUGCGGACUCUCAGUAUGAUGGUUUUAUCUAGACGCUUACUUGCGUCUACUUGCCUCGAACUUGAUGCAUGUGGGCCUCUUAUGAGCACUGUUGUCAGAAUGGCCAUGGCCAUUGGUCUGAACGUAGAUCCACGACAUGACUUCGGAAAGACACCCUUUAUUGAGUUAGAAAUGCGCAGAAAGUUGUGGACAACUAUUGCAUUGAUGGAAGCUAGCACCUCAAUUUUGACUGGCACACCAUUCUUAUUUCGAUCGUCUGAUAUUGACACUCAGAUGCCAGCGAACCUGAACAACAAAGACUUGAAUCCUUCAAUACUUCACCAUCCCGUCAUAAGACCCCUAUCAGAAUUUACGGAUUCUACAUUGUCAAUAUUUUUCGCACGGUCAUCUUAUAUGGCCUUUGAUGUGAUAAUUCACGCAAACUCGACAUCCACGCGGCUGCAGUACGAGGACGUCCUUGUGUACGAUUUGAAGCUCAGGAGCCUCCUCAAGGAAAUAUCACAACUGUACUACCAGUCCCCCUUGGCACCACCGGAGGAAUGGAAACAGAACCAGAAGUUUAUGCUGGAAAUUUUCUUGCGGCGUAUUCUACUAGCCUUGCACUCCUACCAUGGGCUAAUGCCCAACGCGGAUGUCGAGUUUCCAGUAUCGUACUGGUCCACUCUGGAAUGCUCCCUCGCACUUCUUGUCAUUCAGCGGCAACUAUCGGAGGAUUCAAAUAGUCCCCAAGGUCGGGUGUGGUUGGGUGAAUAUUUUAAACACGAUUUCUACGCAGCAACGUUAACCAUAUGCUUAGUAGUGACCCGCAAUGAUGAUGGCGACACGGGUAUCAAUUCAAAGGGGUCACUCCAACAUAAUAAUAUAGAGAUUCCUCAACGAGAGACCAUCCUCCAAACAGUACUAUGCUGUCGCGACAUCUGGGCACGUCGUAUCUGUCAGACAUAUUGCCAUUUCCUGUCACAUAUGAAUCUCGGCACCAUCAUUGCAAGCAUGAUAAACCCCAAUAAUGCAUCGGUUGAUGAACUAUGUCGCUCGAGCCUUCUCGACAGCCUUCGCACACUGAAAAACUGCAAAUGUGGAAACUGUGCGACUGGCCCGUGUAGUGUGAAGGGAUCCUUGUUGAAUCACCCCGACUACCUGGCGGCAUAA
Talaromyces atroroseus is the source of this 1932-nucleotide messenger RNA. RefSeq lists its product as hypothetical. The record is from RefSeq and is a predicted model, not a curated record. Lineage: Eukaryota; Fungi; Ascomycota; Eurotiomycetes; Eurotiales; Trichocomaceae. Gene Ontology annotation, biological process: DNA-templated transcription. The coding region runs from base 1 to 1932 and encodes 643 amino acids. The transcript is spliced from 3 exons. Gene Ontology annotation, molecular function: DNA binding; zinc ion binding.